AUGGCACCCCCCAACCCCGGCCUCACGCAUCUUUCCAAUGCUCUUGCCACCCCAGAGCAGCUUUCGGCUUCUUCCUCGUUGAUCGAUGGCGUUCCCUCCGACCUGGAAGCUUCAAUUCGCUGCGCCGGCACACAAUUAACACAGGCCGCUGGCGUGCUCUUGCAUUUGUCGCAAGAUAUCAUCGCACAGGCAAUUGUUAUAUUUACGCGCUUCUGGCUCGGAGCUGAUGGGGGCAGCUUGCGCAUUUAUUCUGUCAAGGAUGUAUCAGCCGCUGCUCUCUACCUGACAGCCAAAUUAUCCUUUCAACCCACCUCACCGCGCUCAGUUCUCAAUGUCUACACACUGCUUCUCUCGCAAGAGGCCUCUCCGCUGUGGUUUGUAAACCCCCGCGGGGCGCCCAAGCAGCCGCCAUCCGCGGACAGCUACACCCUUACAGAGGGCGGGUACCAGUCUGCGCGCCUAAUUCUACUUCGCAUCGAGUCCGUCAUCCUCCGCACCCUCAGUUUCGACACUCACGUUGCCCUCCCUCAUACUAUCGCUCUCACCUACCUCCAAACCCUAGGAGUCACUGACUCCGCCGUGUCCCGCCGAACUCCGAAUGCCCUGGCCGUAGCGGCCAUCUAUCUUGCUUCGCGGGAACAGGAUUGCAAGCUGGUCGAUGGUGAAUGGUGGGAGGUAUUCGAUGUCGAUCGGGAAGAGCUUGGGUUCCUGGUGGUCGGAAUGAAGAGUACGGAAGGUUUCAUGCGUGCUGAAACGGAAAAGUGGAAGGGUCCUGGAAAGCCCAUUCCUUUGGUGGUUGAAGAAGUAGAUGCGGAGAUCGAGCGCAGUCAAAUGAUGCAGGAGGGUGAAUGA
Molecule: messenger RNA, 852 nt
Organism: Penicillium waksmanii
Lineage: Eukaryota; Fungi; Ascomycota; Eurotiomycetes; Eurotiales; Aspergillaceae
Product: putative cyclin
Exons: 3
Coding region: 1-852 (283 amino acids)
Biological process (GO): regulation of transcription by RNA polymerase II
Cellular component (GO): nucleus
Molecular function (GO): cyclin-dependent protein serine/threonine kinase regulator activity
Source: RefSeq, a predicted model, not a curated record